Batrachochytrium dendrobatidis JAM81 is the source of this 1392-nucleotide messenger RNA. RefSeq lists its product as uncharacterized. The record is from RefSeq and is a predicted model, not a curated record. The transcript is spliced from 11 exons. Gene Ontology annotation, biological process: phospholipid biosynthetic process. The coding region runs from base 96 to 1295 and encodes 399 amino acids. Gene Ontology annotation, cellular component: membrane. Gene Ontology annotation, molecular function: phosphotransferase activity, for other substituted phosphate groups. Lineage: Eukaryota; Fungi; Chytridiomycota; Chytridiomycetes; Rhizophydiales.
CUAGCAUUUCUUGUAAAACUAGAAAUACUGACCAUUUGUACAAUACUGCUUUUCUCUAUAUUUGGCUAGGCAUUGUGAUAACAGGAGCUCCAGUCAUGCAUCCAUUUGGGGUCAGUCAACAUGCACUCAACAAUCUUGAGCAAUACAAGUACUCUGCAGUGGAUUUGUCUCCAGUUUCCAAAUACAUCAUGCAGCCAUAUUGGACUUGGGCUACAACUUUAUUUCCCAUGUGGAUAGCACCUAAUUUGAUUACACUUUUAGGAUUUGUUUUUAUUAUGGGGAAUGUUGCGCUUGUUUUAGUUUACAUACCAGAUUUGUCUGCAGGAGAACCAUCUUGGAUUUAUUUUAGCAUGGGUGCUGGAAUUUUCUUGUACUCCACCUUUGACAACGUUGACGGGAAACAAGCACGUCGUACCGGAUCCAGCUCUCCGCUUGGAGAAUUAUUUGACCAUGGUGUAGAUGCUCUCAAUUCAAGCUUUGGAACUAUUUUGCAAGCAGCUGGUCUAGGAGUAGGUUUAUCAGGAUACUAUGUGGCGCUGAUCUUUAUGGUUGUUACCGCAUUUUUUUUCUCAACCUGGGAAACAUAUUAUACUGGAACACUUUACCUUGGAUAUGUUAAUGGACCGACUGAAGGACUCCUUCUUGCCGUGUUUUCCCUGAUCGUGUCUGGAUUGUAUGGUUCGAAAAUUUGGUGGACUAAAAUCGACGAUAUAAUGAUAAUGGCACACCUUCCAAUUACCAAUUCAAAUCUGCGACUUAUUGACACAAGUGUUGGUACUAUAUUCCUGCUAUUGAUCAUUACUCAGAUUCCAGUUAGCAUCAUUCGAGUUCGCAAUGCUUGUCGGCAAAAAAGGCGCAGUUUUACCAUGGCCAUGCUACAUAUUGUACCUUUUGCUAUCAUUAAUAUUGCUAUAUAUAUAUGGAUUUCAGCUCCAGGAUCUAUUGCUUUGAACACUCAUGGAAUUCUUUUUUCGUGUACAUGGGGAAUAUCCUUUGGCCGGAUUGCUGCAUUGAUUGUUCUUGGUCACGUUACACAUACCAACUAUCCUUUGUAUCCGAUGAUUGUAAUUCCGUAUGUUAUUGGUGCUGUGUUGGCUCGUGGGCCUGAGAUAUUUGGACAGCAUCUUCACUUUAGUACUAUUCUUGGGGAAGCAGCAGAGACUAGAUAUAUACAUAUCAUGUUUGCACUUGUGGCUUUGGACUACAUGUUUUGGAUUUUGACUGUGAUUAAUCAAUUUUGUAAGCACUUGGGUAUUCAGUGUCUGCGUAUUUCACCACAAGUCAAGCGAGAUUGAUUGGAUCAUUGUAUAUUGACUUGUAUCUGGCCUGACGUUUGUUUACCCUCUACAAACGAUGAAUGCAACGAUUCAAAAUAUCAGCUAUAAUCACUUU